AAGUAUUCGGAGAAGUGCAGCGAGCGAGUGAGUGAGCGCGUGAGUGGGUGAGAGCGUGAGUGUCGCAGACGGAGACUUCGGAGACGGAGCAGUGGGAUAUUAAACCUCCACCUUUGAGACAACUGUGGCAACAUGGAGCUCCGUCGGCUCGGCUCCAUCCUCUUUUUAUUUAUAAACCAAGUGUUUUUCAGCCUCCAGUCCAAAGAGCAAGUGCUGCUGGAUAUGAGAGCUUCAGGAUCAGAGUUGGGCUGGUUGACGUUGCCAUACGAGAACGGGUGGGAGAUUGUACAGACAGUGGUGAACGGCUCACUUUUCUACACCUACACCGUUUGUAGCAUAGAUUCGACCGAACAGGAGAAUUGGUUGCGUACGACAUUCAUUCAGCGGCACCCGGGGUCGCCGCGCGUCUCCGUGGAGCUCAAGUUUGUCGUGCGAGACUGCAACACGUUCGACGGCGCCUCCGUCGCCUGCAAAGAAACCUUCAACCUCUUCAUCUCAGAGGCCGACGAUGACGUGGGCACCAACUUCCGCAAAGGGCAGUUCCGCAAAGUGGCCACCAUCGCGCCCGACGAGGUCACGCGGGGCCGCGUGCCAAAGGUCAACGUGGAAACAAGGACUGUGGGGCCUCUGUCCAGGAAGGGCUUCUACCUGGCGUUCCAGGACAUGGGCGCUUGUGUGGCGCUGCUUUCAGUAAGAGUUUAUUACAAGACGUGUCCGUCCACGGUGCAGAGCUUGGCGGCCUUCCCGGAGACGGUGGCAGAUGCCCUCAGGGAGGUGGAGGGAGUGUGCGUGGAGAAUGCCAUCAGUCAGGCCACCCCGCGUAUUUACUGCACGGCGGAGGGUGAAUGGGUGGUUCCUGUGGGUCAGUGCCAGUGUCUCGCAGGCUAUGAAACCACUGGAGACGCCUGCCAAGCAUGCAAGCCAGGCUACUUCAAGCCAUCUAUAUCGAGCGAGUUGUGUCAGCUUUGCCCUGACAAUACCGAGCCCUCCGCAGCAGCCGCCUCUGAAUGUCAAUGUAAGGAGGGUUUCUUCCGCUCCCCGUCAGACCCGCCAACAUCUCCCUGCUCUGCUCCACCCGGCGCCCCUCGUGAGCUGACCUCCACCACCCUGUCAGGAGACGGCAGGCUGCAGCUGUUCUGGAGCCCGCCGCUGGUGACCGGGGGCCGCAGUGACCUCACCUACAGUGUGGUAUGCGAGCACUGCGGCGGAGCCUCGUGCGUCCCCUGUGGCGAGAAGAUCCGCUUCGAGCCCGGCGCUGCAGACCUGCAGGACACGACGGUCGUCGCCACCGACCUCGACUCUCACCUGAACUACACGUUCACCGUGGAGGCUCACAGCGGCGUGUCACAGUACAGCACUGAGAGGCGCACAGCAGCCAUCACCACUGCUCUGGAUUAUACAGAUCCCCCCAAGGUGACGUUGAUCCAUCUGGAUGAUCGCAGCCCCACCAGUCUGUCUCUGUCCUGGUCCCUGUCUCGCAGGCCUCCGGCCCACAUCAAUCACCGCUACGAGCUCAUGUACCGCAGAAAAGACGGUGACGGCGAGCGCGACGUGACCACCUUCACGGUCCUGAUUUUGGAGAAAAGCUCGGUGCAGAUCAAUGACCUCUCGCCAAACACUACAUAUCUGUUCAGGGUUCAGGCACUGAGUGCUGAAGGCAGCCCUGGCAGCUACAGCGCGGAGCACGAGUUCCACACUUCACCACUAGCCGAGUCUCAGAUCCAGAGCAACUCCACCGUGGUGAUGGCAGCUGUCGUCGGGGUAGCCGUGAUCCUGCUUGUUGUGGUGGCCGUCCUGCUACUCCGUAGACGGAGACUGAGCUUGCACAUCAGGAGAGGACCAGAGGAUCCGUACUUUUCAACAGAUCAGCUGAAGCCUCUGAAGACCUACGUUGACCCGCACAUGUACGAGGACCCGAACAUUGCCAUCCAAAAGUUCGUCACGGAAAUUGACCAGAAUUCUAUCAGCAAACAAAAAGUCAUCGGUGUCGGAGAGUUUGGGGAAGUGUUCCGCGGCGCGAUGAAGACUCCGGGGCGAGGAGAGGUGGCCGUUGCGAUCAAGACGCUGAAGCUGGGCUACUCGGAGAAACAGAGGCAAGACUUCUUGAGCGAGGCCAGCAUCAUGGGGCAAUUCUCACACCCGAACAUCAUUCGCCUGGAGGGAGUUGUCACAAAAUUCAAGCAUGUGAUGAUAGUGACUGAAUACAUGGAGAACGGCGCUCUAGACACAUAUCUGAAGGACCGUGAUGGAGAGAUUCCUUCGUACCAGCUGGUAGGAAUGCUGCGGGGGAUCGCUGCUGGCAUGAAGUAUCUCUCUGACAUGAGCUACGUCCACCGUGACCUGGCAGCGAGGAACGUUCUGGUCAACUGCAACCUGGAGUGUAAAGUGUCGGAUUUUGGUCUAUCGCGCGUGCUGGAGGAUGACGCCGAGGGCACCUACACGACCAGAGGAGGUAAAAUCCCCAUCCGCUGGACUGCCCCCGAGGCCAUCGCAUACAGGAAAUUCACAUCAGCCAGCGACGUGUGGAGCUUUGGCAUCGUCAUGUGGGAGGUCAUGGCAUUUGGAGAGCGGCCCUACUGGGACAUGAGCAACCAUGAGGUCAUGAAGGCCAUCAACGAGGGCUUCAGGCUUCCCGCUCCGAUGGACUGUCCGUCCACCAUCUACCAGCUCAUGCUGCAGUGUUGGCUGCACGAUCGCUCCAAGCGGCCUCGCUUCACAGACAUCGUCAACAUUCUGGACAAACUGCUCCAAAGCCCAGAGUCUUUGAAAACCAUCGCUGACUUUGAUCCACGCGUGUCCAUCCGCCUGCCGAGCACCAGCGGCUGUGACAGCACCAUGUUCCGGUCGGUGCCCGAAUGGCUGGAGUCCAUCAAAAUGGGCCAGUACAACGAGAGCUUCACUCGCGCCGGGAUCACGAGCAUGGAGCAGGUGCUGGCGCUGAGGCCCGAAGACGUCAGGAACAUUGGUGUGCGACUGCCUGGUCACAUGAAGAGGAUCGCCUACAGCAUUCUGGGCCUGAAAGACGAGACCAGCUCACUCAGCGUGUUUGCAGUGUGAUAAAUGAAACAAAAAAAAACAUUCCUCCGAAUUAAAAUGCACUGACUGACGACGCCAUUUCACUCCUGGAGACUGGAGGACUGAAGUGGGCCAAAGCUACGCUGCGGGGCUUUUAUUCUGUCUGUGGCACAGUGUGGCACGACUGAAGAGGAGAGGACACUUCAAGCCACUCAGAAUGGACUGAGAUUAAAAAAAACACUUAUGUACUUUAUGAUAAGAGUCGAGAAAUAAAUUAUCUUUAUGUAAAAAUAAUUAUGAGAUGUAGUGAGGCGUCGCAAGAGUGCUUGGCUCUGUAUUUACAGAAUGACUGAAAUAUUGAAGGCUCUUAAUGAUUAAGAGCUCGUUUCUUCCAAGCACUCACUUUAUCCGGAUCAUUUAUUCAGUUUGUUUUGCUUCUCUUUUGUCGAACAAUGAGACUUUUUUCAAAACUUUUGUAUAACUUUUCCACUCAGGGCAAAAGAUCACACAUUCUUCAUGUUAGUCUCUGUAUCACAUGAUGCAUUUCCUCAAAUCAUUUUGUCUGUUUACUCCAUGUCUUAAAAAUAACUCCAUUUGUAUUUAAUAUUUAUUUUAUAUUUAUGAUAUUUGUUACAUGAGAGAUAACUCUAAUCUGGCGCAUGUUUGCCAGGUGAUGUGUUUUCGUGUCUGAAUAAAAUCAGAGUUGCCUGUGACUGGAUCACUCUCUUACACUCA
Molecule: messenger RNA, 3750 nt
Organism: Solea solea (common sole)
Lineage: Eukaryota; Metazoa; Chordata; Actinopteri; Pleuronectiformes; Soleidae
Gene: epha2a
Product: eph receptor A2 a
Exons: 17
Coding region: 133-3057 (974 amino acids)
Biological process (GO): axon guidance; protein phosphorylation; cell surface receptor protein tyrosine kinase signaling pathway
Cellular component (GO): neuron projection; plasma membrane
Molecular function (GO): ATP binding; transmembrane-ephrin receptor activity; protein binding
Source: RefSeq, a predicted model, not a curated record